Tripterygium wilfordii is the source of this 1643-nucleotide messenger RNA. Its product is annotated as zinc finger transcription factor YY1-like. NCBI's taxonomy places the organism in Eukaryota, Viridiplantae, Streptophyta, Magnoliopsida, Celastrales, Celastraceae. Gene Ontology annotation, cellular component: PcG protein complex; transcription regulator complex. The coding region runs from base 220 to 1332 and encodes 370 amino acids. The record is from RefSeq and is a predicted model, not a curated record. Gene Ontology annotation, molecular function: RNA polymerase II cis-regulatory region sequence-specific DNA binding; DNA-binding transcription factor activity, RNA polymerase II-specific. The transcript has 7 exons. Gene Ontology annotation, biological process: regulation of transcription by RNA polymerase II.
UAUCAUUUUCCGAAGCGGGCUUCGACUACGUCCGUUCUGGUUCUUCCUCGACUGUCCUCGCCAAAAGCCAUAUGUCGCUGUUAAUUUAGCCCCCCCGACCCCCGUCCUCACGAAGACUUCCGCCAGCAGAGAAACACCUUUAGAGGGGGACAACUCGCAACGUUUGGAUUGAAUAUAUUAGGAAACCAAGGCCUAUAACGAAGAGAGAGCGAGGGAGCAAUGGAUAACCAUUAUCACAAUCUGUUCGAGAGGCGCCCUAUUCUCAAGUCCAAGACUCCAGCUGUUACAUGGUUCAAAGAAUGGGUGCCUCAGGAUGUGGUGGCAACAGGUGCAAAGUGCUCACUUUUGAAAUGGGUGACAGAGAACACAUUGAUGGCCUUGAAAGAGAGAGAGAAAGAGCCAGCAGCGCCAGAACCAGAACCAGAACCAACAACUGAAGUCCUUUUUCUUUGCAGUUAUGAAGGCUGUGGAAAGACCUUUAUUGAUGCUAGUGCUUUGAGAAAACAUUCUCAUGUCCAUGGAGAGAGGUCGUAUAUUUGUCAUUAUGAAAAUUGUGGAAAGAAAUUCUUAGACAGCUCGAAGUUGAAAAGACAUUUUCUCAUCCAUACAGGAGCAAGAGAUUUUGUCUGUCCAGUUGAAGGCUGUGGUAAGGCUUUCUCUCUUGAUUUCAACCUGAGGUCACACAUGAAAACACAUUCACAGGAAAACUAUCAUAUCUGUCCAUAUCCUAAUUGUGGAAAGAGAUAUGCUCAUGAGUACAAGCUGAAGAACCACAUUUCAGCUCAUCAUGAGAAGAUUGCAGCUGUGGAUGUGGUGAAAUAUGCCACACCUCCAGAGAAAGUGUCCAAAACUCCGAAGCCUUCUUCAAUAGGGGCUUAUGGAUCUGCAUCAUCUGACCGCCCUUUCACCUGUCCUUAUGAAGGAUGUGAUAAGGCAUACAUCCAUGAAUACAAGCUUAAGCUGCAUCUGAGGAAGGAACAUCCUGAACAUAAGUUUGAUGAAAAUGCUGAGAAUGCUCCAAAUGCAGAUAAUGAGAUGGAUGAAGGCAGUGACCAAGAUGCUUAUGCUGGGAAGCGUGGGAAUGGAAAAAGUCAGAAAAGUAGGCCAAAGCCAAACCAUAAGAUGCCUCCUUCCAAAAUUGCACAACGCAAGGGUUCUACUCCAUCUCCAGUCAUGUUAAAUGUACCGGAAAAACCAUGGCAACCUAAAGAAGAAACUUAUGAGGAAGAGGAUAGUGAGGAAACCGAGGAAGACGGCGACAAUGCUGAGGAUGGAUGGAGGUAUACGGACAACAAUGACGAUGAUGAUGAAGAGACAGAGUAUGAAGAUUAAAGCAUAAGUAUGGCAUUAUUUUCCUUUGCUUUGCUUCGCUUCUGAGUCUUAUCACGCCAUCUGUAAUUUUCCUUCUAAGUUCUCAGAAGUCAGAACCCUCACCAUCCGUAUACAUUUCUCACAAUUUUAAGUUUUGAUGGAAUGACAUUGAGGAAAUUGAGGCUCUCGAAAAACAUCUGUUUUGCAGCACAUAGAAAAAAAAACAUAUAGGGAGUUUGAAGUGGCAAAUUUGGCUGAUAUGUUUCUGAUAUCUUAAAUAGAGUAUUGUUUUAUGCGAAUGGGGUGAGGGCACAAAACCCCAGUUUCUUGGU